AUGUCAGCCCCCAUGAAAACUAACUCCGCCAUCGCAAGCAAGGUCAAGCCGACGCGGUCGCUUCGGGAGAAGGUGCUGUCAAACCGAAAGCGGCCUCGGUGUCAAAACGCGGCGGACCAAAGGACGGCAGUGCUCCAACAGCUGAAGAGCCCCGUCACUGCUUACAGCUCGGCCUGCUCGGAAGCCUCCGACCAGCAACGCACGAGGGAAAACCAGCGAGUCUCGGAGAUAGUAAUUGAAUGGGAACAGUGCAACGUCUCCCCACCCAAACACAUUGUCACAGACGAGGAGGACUCAGACGCCUCGAGCCGGACAGACUACACGUCCGGCAGGAGGGCGAGCAUCCUGUACAGGACACCGAAGAGAGGUACAGGUGUCCAUAUGGACCUCGCCACAAGAGAGGCGAAUACCCUCCUCCAACAGGGAAAAGAGGCGUUGGAGGCGGCCGGCAACAUGAAGCGGGAAUGCAAGGCCACCGCCCAGGAAAGCCUUCAGGGCCUGUACGAGACGGUCCUCUCCUUGUCGGACUCCAGGGCCAGACACAAAUACAACCUGGAGAAGGAGAGGUCUCGGCACGCACAGGAGCUAGUGCGCGCAGAGCGGGCUCACACUCGGGACAUGCUCGCUCUCAAAGAGACCCUCGCCACGGAGCUGUGUGGAGCAAGGGAGGACAUACGGGACACCCUGAAGGCCACCAAGAACAUCAGAGAGUGGCUAGGCUCGGAGACCCUCGAGGCGCUGAAAGCAAGCGCUGAAACGAAGAAAGGCGUCCAAGCGCUUGAGGCGACUAUUAGGAAAGAGGCGGAGAGCACGCGUAAGGAGAUAGCCAGAGGCUCUGGGUCGCCGGGAAAAGACAUCCCGAACCCAAUCCUUAUGCGCCUCGAGCUGAAUAUCGCCAACAUAACUAAUCAGCUCGAUACUCUCCGCAAACAGCUGGACCGCCUCAAGCAGACGCCAAAGACUCCAGCCACCAGCAGCAGCGCGCAGUCCAUCCAGCACGAAUGCUGCAUCACCCCCGCAAUGGUGACGGCCGCCUCCACGAUGGAAAGACUGGAGGCACAAGUACUAAAAUUAACCACACAACUCACCACACACAUUAACACACCCCCUCCUCCUCAGCAAGACAUCAGCCGACACUUCAAGCCACUGAAGGAGAAGCUACAGUCAGUGUCCUCUCCAUGGAGAGCAAUAAGCUCUUCAGUAUUGAAUUACGUAGCAGUGAUUUGAAUCCAAUGUUUGAUGAUAAGGAAUGUGAAUUGUUAUUGACAUUGAAAUCAAUACCCAUUAUUACAACUAUUGCGCUACUGUUCAUUAAAAACUUGAGAUUGGUUCACAUACUAACUUAGAGGUCUCGAAAUCUCUCGGGACUGCGAGCCUGACCUUUUCAUGUCGAACGAAUUAAGCGCCGCUAUAACUAGUGUCAGGCCUCUUAGGGACUGUACGCAUUACAAUAUUCAUCUUUUCAGGAUCCCUAAGGAUUAGUUGUCGAACCAUCUUUUUUCUGGGAAUAUGUUAACGAAAAGCGUCUUCAUUUUUCAUGGGAUGAGUUAAAAAAAGACUUAGAAGUGUUCCAGUGCGAGUCAGAUUUGGGAGAUAGAGAGUUCUAUAUAAAGAGGCUUUAAACUAAAAACUUUAGCAGACAAUGGUUAGUCACCCAUCAAAUUAAUGUAUGAACAUAAGUAUAACUUACCAACUGUAACCUAGGUUUCCAUUAUUAAUUUGUUGUCGAAUUGGCAACAAAAAUAAAUCAUGUGUAAACAUUCAAACUGUCUGCCAAUCACGUAUAAAUAACGGUGGCAUUCCGACAGAUAGACAGCGGAGCCUUAAAGGGUGUUGUUUUUAUCCUUUGGAAAUAGAACUCUAAAAGCACGUUUUACUAUGGAAACUCUAAAAUAAUACAACGACGAGAAUUUC
Trichoplusia ni (cabbage looper) is the source of this 1914-nucleotide messenger RNA. RefSeq lists its product as uncharacterized. The record is from RefSeq and is a predicted model, not a curated record. The transcript has 2 exons. NCBI's taxonomy places the organism in Eukaryota, Metazoa, Arthropoda, Insecta, Lepidoptera, Noctuidae. Bases 1 to 1227 code for a protein of 408 amino acids.